CUGAAUCAGGCAGGGAUAGCGUCGCAUAGCUUCCUAGAUUUGGUCGGCACAGUGUUCAUCCCUCGACUGUGGGCCCUGACCGUAUGGCUCCCCCUCCAUGAUUCCAUUUUGUCUACAGGUUACAGACACACGAAUCGCCAAACAUCGGUUUGGCGAAUUGAAGGCCCCGCGUCAGUACCUCCAAUGCGGGUUAAUUGCUUCCUUGCUCAAGAGGAGGAUGCCACAGGAACCAGCCCCCCAGUGCCAGCCCCUCAGAGGGCUUAAUAUCAAAGUCGGGGCCAUGCCACCACCGUCCCCCUCGAUUGGCUAUGGGGCUGAACUUUGUGCUUCUCCUCCUUCAGACUUGCGCCGCACGCUGGCUCUUGGGUCCGCCUUGCUGUGGGCACGAACCGGAGCUCCGAUGUUAGACACGGUCCAAUGGCCCCCAGUUGGUAAUGCUCUGCGAGUUUCGUCCUGUUCUCGGGCCAAUUCGACCCCGUGGGCCUCAUUUGCAACAAACGCUGGUUGUGAUCCAUCCGUCCCUAGCGUUAAAGCUGGAUCAUGUAUCAGCUCCUGGACCUUCAAUGCUCACUGCCAUUGUUCGGACAAUCGGAAUGCGCGCAUGGAAGCAUCCAUGUGCCACUGCCUAGCUGCUGUCAUACUUUUCCAAGUGGCCAUCGGCUCAUCAUUGAAAGGCUCUAUAAUAGGUAGCACAAAACCAACACAUCAGCAUCAAAGCCACGCGUUGCGUACGCCAUUGCAAUGCAAAUCAUCAGUAAACAUGACGGCUCUGGAAUAUUACUGGUUGCAUUCAAUGUUGCAGUCAAGUCUUACUGUUCUGGCCCCAACUUUAACUAAAGUCCAUCCAUCUAUGUAUAAUUCAACAGGUCUAAGUAGUUAUUAAGCGCUCCCGGACAGGGAUGGAGGAUGCGACAGGACGACAAUUCUGCUUCUCGGAGAGUUUGCGGACACCGAAUGUACCUG
Ilyonectria robusta is the source of this 963-nucleotide messenger RNA. RefSeq lists its product as uncharacterized. The record is from RefSeq and is a predicted model, not a curated record. The transcript has a single exon. NCBI's taxonomy places the organism in Eukaryota, Fungi, Ascomycota, Sordariomycetes, Hypocreales, Nectriaceae. The coding region runs from base 98 to 883 and encodes 261 amino acids.